UGUCACUUCCUUUUUCAUGAACAUCACUCUGACAACUUCACUCCUUCACUCUCAGAUAUUUCUCUGAUAUGAAUAUCCUCUCUUCCCCUUCUCAUCUCCUUUUAUAUCUCACUUCUUCAUGCACUUUCAUUCACACCUACACCAUCUCUCUCUCUCUCUCUCUGUCUCUCUCUCUCUCUCUAAUUAACUUGCUAGCUUUGUUUGCAUCUCUUUGUUUUCUUCUUGUUUGGAAUCCAUCAUGGAACCCCAACACCAACACCAACAACCACAUCCGAAUGAUGAUAAUAGUAGCGGUGGCAGUGGCAAAGGAAGCUUUCUUUGCAGGCAAAGUAGUACACGGUGGACUCCCACCACUGACCAGAUUAGAAUAUUGAAAGACCUUUACUACAACAAUGGAGUUAGGUCCCCAAGUGCUGAUCAGAUUCAGAGGAUCUCUGCUAGGCUUAGACAGUACGGGAAAAUCGAAGGCAAGAAUGUCUUUUAUUGGUUUCAGAACCACAAGGCUCGUGAGAGGCAGAAGAAAAGGUUCACCUCCACACCUGAUAUUCUCCCCAUGCAAACACCCAUUCUUGCAAAUGCUACCAGGAAACCUGAUGAUUCUCUUCAUAAUCAUAAAUAUCCCACCAUAACUCCUGGUUAUGCUCCUUCAUCUCCUCCUUCAACUGGUGUGCUUACUGUUGGGCAGAUAGGACACAAUGGCUAUGGAUCUAUGACCAUGGAGAAGAGUUUUAGGGAUUGCUCGAUAUCAGCGUGUGGUAGCAGCAGUGGUGGUGCAAGCCACAACUUUGGGUGGGUUGGCAUGGAUCCUGCAUAUACAACAUCAUCUUAUGCUUUCUUCGACAAGAAAAAAUUAUUUGGAGAAGAACAAGAAGGUGAUGAAGAAGAAGAAGAGGAAGAAGGAGCGGCUGUUGCACCACAUAUUGAAACCCUUCCUCUCUUCCCCAUGCACGGCGAAGACAUCAAUGCUUUUUGCAGCAAUAUGAAGCCUCAAUCUGCAGAUAGCUGCUACUCUAGUUGGUACAGGUCUGAUGAUGGCUACACCGCCUCUCGUGCUUCACUUGAGCUCAGCCUCAACUCCUACAAUGCCAGAUCACAGGAUUCGAUCUGAUGCAAAAUCAAUCUUCGUAUUAAUCAUGUUACUAUAAUUGAUGAUGUCCACUGGCUUCUUUAAUUAGGUAGCUAGAAAUUAUGGCUUUAAUAUUGUGGUGUAACCUAUCAGUUCGUCUCUUGUUGGGGCAUGGUAAAGAAAUUAACUUAAUUAAUGAGCAUCUUGUUUGUUUUCUUGCCAAGAAUAUGGACA
Gossypium raimondii (Peruvian cotton) is the source of this 1300-nucleotide messenger RNA. RefSeq names its product protein WUSCHEL. The transcript is spliced from 3 exons. Gene Ontology annotation, biological process: plant organ development. Bases 239 to 1108 code for a protein of 289 amino acids. Gene Ontology annotation, molecular function: DNA binding; DNA-binding transcription factor activity. The record is from RefSeq and is a predicted model, not a curated record. Lineage: Eukaryota; Viridiplantae; Streptophyta; Magnoliopsida; Malvales; Malvaceae.